CACAAGGAAUGUGUAAACGAGAUUUCAGCUUCCUCCAUCAGGCAAAGCUGUAGAAACUACCUUCCAUAUCGAAUGUUCUGAUUGGUCGGCUGUCGAUGACACGGACCAAUCGCUGCACUACUCGUACUUUGCCAUGAUAAAAAAUGAGGAUUAUUACAGCGCAGAGGCCUUGCUACUUCAUGGUAUCGACCUCACUAGAUUAGAGAUGACACUUCCUGCGGGCCAAGCGGGCAAUGACUACCUACUCGACAUUGUGGUGUACAUUUUCGAUGUUGCUCUGGGAUAUACCACUGUUCAUCUUCAAGUUCAGACGACACUACCUGAUAUAGGAAGCUUGCUCGGGACAAACCCAAGUCUGCUAUUGGAUAAUAUCCUGUCAGGUGACCCUGAUUCUCCAACUGUCAUGCGCAAACUCAUCACGCUGUCAUCAGUACUCAAUGAAGCAAACAGAUUGGAAAAGAUUGCGUCUGAAAAUCCUGACAACAGCACUCGCACAAAUAACACUCAAGCUUCUUCUCUGCUUGCUCAUCGGACACAGAUGCGCACCCUCAUGGUAAGCACAUUGGCUGAAGUAACUCGCCGCCUUUAUGACUCUUGGGCGGAUUUGGCCAAUGAGACUGAAGACACAGAGACCUGGGUGCAAGCUGCUAGCACGGUCGGUCUUCUUGCCGAUACACCGGACGAACUCUCUCCCGGGACACAGUCACUGCUCGUAGACAUUCUGGAAAAUGUGACUGCCAACCUGAUUCGAGUGUCGCUAUUCAUGCCAAGGCAGCAAUACACUCUAGUUUGCAACGAUAUUUUACACGCUAUAGAUGGCUUGCAACAGGCAGCGGUAUAUGACAAAACGGAAGCUGACACGGUAUCUCCUGAAGAAUGGGCUAUGACAAGAGAUGUAGUUACUCGCUGUGACCGAGUGGAAGACGAUAUGUCAUCCAGCCUGCUUCAUCGGCUGUAUCCCGGAGAUCCCUUACUCCGGCUUCGUAGCAGCAAGCUCCAGCUAGGAUUGUGGAAGGACCCGUUGUUUAACGGUCAGGGACGGGCUAAAGUGCUACCUCUUACCCGCCUACUUGUUGACGGCUUCUCUCUGCCUUCAACGUUGCUCAACUCACUAGAUAGCGCAGUUAGAAACGAAAUUCAGGUCGAAUCAUUGAAGACUAGAGAGCUUAGCUUCAAUCCCUACAUCUGGGGAGACAACCUUGGCCUCAGUAUAACAUCACUCGUAAAGAGCAUGGAAUUCAUAGACAAUGAAAACCGAAAGAUCAACGUACAAGAUGCCAAGGCACCGAUCGAUGUAAUGUUCUACCGGAGAAAAGAAUCCUUGGGCCCAGUACCACCAGACGUGGGCGAUGAUUCUUUAGGGGAGGGAGAGCUAUACGACCCUUCACCUGACACCUACCAAUACGCCGUGUCUGUGCAGUUCUCGUCAGGGGACACGAAGUUCUGCUACACGCUGUACAUCCCCGACGAGGAGUUCACUCAUGAGAUGCAGGGUAACGUGACCGAGGGCCUCUUCCGUGUGUUUUCAGCAGCCACUCGAUCCCAACACGGCAUCCAAGACGUGGAUGACAGAGAUCCUUGUGUUCCCGUGACCGAACUAGCUGUUGAUGAAGACAGCGUAGUCAACAGUUUCCAGGAUUUUGAGGAUGAUCUGAAUGCCACGUUCGGGAUCCAAAUCGCAGAGACUCAGUGCAUAUUCAGGAAAAAAUGGGACUUGUCGUCUUCUGUUCUCCUUAACACCGAACAGGGAAUCAAUCUAACGUUUGAAUUCCACCUGCAUAGCUGCAUGUACUGGAACGAGAAGAGUGAGACAUGGAGACAAGAUGGAUGCAGGGUCAGCUCACUAUCCACCAAUAAUGUGACGGUCUGUCAAUGCAACCACCUGACCAACUUUGCAUCCAAUUUUGUUCCUGUCAACACCAUCGACUUCAUUUACGUGUUCACUGAGAGCAAUUUGGGAGAUAACGCGGCCGUUUUAGUAGUUGCCAUCGGGAUCCUGUGCCUCGCUAUAUUACUAGCCCCUCUUCUACGGUGGAAGGACAAACAAGACUUACUCAGGUGGGCUGCCCGUCCUCUUAUCGAUAACACGUGUGAAGACACGUACGUGUAUACAGUGUCUGUAUAUACGGGUCAUGCCAAGCACAGUGGUACACGGUCAAUAGUUUACUUUGACUUGAUCGGUGAUGCAGGGGAGACGAGGGAUCGAAGACUCCAGGAUAUGGAAGGCUGUAAUAUUCCGGAUACUGGUACGCUGAACCACUACCUGAUGGGCGUGCCUCGCAGCCUUGGACCGCUGUCAUGCAUGAGGAUCAGACAUGAUAAUUCCGGCGAAGGACACUCUGCAUCCUGGUUCGUGUACUGGUUCGAGGUGUAUGACCUACAGACUGGGAGGAGGUAUUGUUUUGUACUGAAUGACUGGCUGACUGCGGAUUCCAACAAGCACGAGGUCCCUAGCCGUUCACUCUCCCUGGCCGGUCACGAGGAAACCUUAGCCAUUCAAUCAGACUUCUACCGCAUCGUCUGCGAAACCUUUGCUGACCACCAUCUGUGGAACUCACUCGUCAAUCGUCCACUGCCGAGUCGUUUUAGUCGGGUUCAGCGCCUUGGCGUCUGCUUAUCUCUUCUCUAUCUCUUCAUGAUCACCAAUGCCAUGUUUUACUCAGUCGACUCACUGGAAGGCAAGCCCGUCUGUCCAUCCUUUCGUCUGGCACUCGGUCCAUACACACUGACCUCCCAGCAACUCUACGUGGGAGCCGUCUCUUCCCUGAUUGUGUUUCCGAUCAAUGUUGUCAUUAUCCAGAUCUUCCGGCGCGCCCGUCGGUCGUCCGAGGCACCGACGCUCAACGGGAAACUCGUGGAGUUCGCGUCCCAGUACGGGCAAACUGUGGGCCGGUUCCAGCAACAGGGAUCCCUUCCGCACUGUUCAGUCUACCUGGGUUGGUUUCUGAUCUUCUUGUCUGUGCUGGUCGGAGGCUUGUUCGUGGUGCUGUACAGUCUUCAAUGGGGCAAGAAGCGAUCGGAAGCUUGGCUGAUAUCAAUGUUUACGUCGCUUUUUGAAUCUGUGCUGUUGGUUGAACCUGCCAAGACCGUGCUGGUGGCUGUGCUUAUCAGCUGCUGCUGCGGAAGGAUUCUUCGAAAAGCAAACUUCAAACAUCCCGAUAAAUUUAUCAAUGUGGACAAGACGUCAAAUGGAAGUCAGAGUGAACAUCCCAAUGUCACAUCAACUACCACAGGCGCCAGCAACCCGACGUGGUGGCAGAAAAAGAUCAACACCCAGGAUAUCGUGGAACAGAUAGGGCGCCACCUAUUGUUCAUGGUCCUGAUCCUAGCAAUCACUUUGAUGUACAGACAAAAUGAUGCUUUCUACAUGACUAAGGCCGUAAAAGACGCCUUCCUCGGUCCAAAGCCGUACUUUAUGAAGAUAAGAACCUUUGAAAACUAUUGGGAUUGGACAAACAUGGUUCUUAUUCCAACGCUAUACAACAACGAGACUUACACAGGUAGACCUCUAGACGAGACAGAGAUGAAGUUUGUGGGAGAGACGAUCGGGUUCAGAGUUGGGUCUGUCCGCCUGCGCCAAUUACGCAUCCAUCCAAAUCUGUGUGUAGUAUCCAACAUGAUGAUUGACCACGGGUUGCAAGACGAGUGCAAUGUAGAAUACACCCCGUCCAGCGAGGAUACAUCAAACCACGGAGAAAGCUGGCAGAACAGGUCUUUACCCUGGUGGGUCUGUCCCAAUACAAUCCCAACAUGUCCAUGGAGGUUUACAUGGCCUCCCAGUCCAUCAACCAGUAAAUAUGUAGGCGUACAUGGUACUGUAUUUGGUGGCGGUGGAUUUAUAGCCGACCUUGGCACCACGCCCGGGCAGGCCUACCGAACACUCCGCUACCUUCAACAUGCCAACUGGAUCGACGUCCACACCCGCGCGAUCUUCAUCGAAUUCACACUGUAUAGCCCAGAUGCAAACUAUUUCUGCCUGGUCACUUAUGUGGUGGAGUUUCCCUCGACAAACGCUGGCAUCCCCUUCCCAAACGUUUAUACUUUCCGCUUGUAUGACUUUGCCGACACAACGCAAGUCUACUCCCUCGUAGUGACACUUCUACAUCUUAUCUUUCUCCUAUGGCUGUUACACCUCGCCUUCAUCGAGUUAGAGCACAUCAAGAAGGCUAAAGCUAAAUACUUCUUGUCUUUUAACAACUGCCUGGAGGCCAUGGCCAUUGUACUGAGUGUCUCGGCAGUCGUCAUCUAUGCAAUUAGGCAGUACGCUAUAGACGCAUUUGGCGCUGAGAUUGUCGCAAAGAAAGACCUUCAUUACACCUGCCGGACUUUGGUCUUUGUGGAUGAGCUCUACGCUCUUGCUUUGGGUAUGAUCGGCUUCUUCGUUACCGUCAAGCUGCAGUCACUGCUAUGUCUUGACAGGCGGUUUACUGUCAUGACACGCACCCUCUCGGACGCAAAGUUCAAGCUUCUUGGCUUUGCUAUCAUCUUCUUCAUCGUAUUCUACGGGUUUGUUUGGAUAAACUACCUGAUGAUCGGAUCUGAGCAGGAAGAUUACAGCACAAUAGUAUCUACGUCUGAAACCCUGCUGAUCACCCUCCUUGGCAAAUUUCGCUUCAGCCAAUUCGACACCAACGCGUCCACAAAGACAAUGGUCAUCGUCAUUUUCGUCUUGUUCUGCAUUUUGCAGGGUUUUAUUCUUUUAAACAUGUUCAUGUCAAUCAUCAUCGAUUCUUUCGCAAUGGUACGGAAAGAUGACGAAACAUAUGAGAAUGCGGUCUAUCUUGAAGACGUCAUGUUCUUCGAGCUCUGCCGACACGUCAGAAAGAUAAUUCCUCAAUCAGGUAAAGUGUCUCAUAAGGAAGUUGGCGAUAAUAUACUUGCAUAUAGGAGCAUAGGAGAAGCGGUAGUUCUCACUCGUACCCAGCGGCGGCUGUUCACUCGUACCCAGCGGCGAAUGGCGCCCUGGACUGCUAUUCCCUUUCACAAAAUUGUAUGAAGGACACGUAAUUGACGUAAACAUCGUGGGGCAUUGUGGGUAUAGCUCACCGCCGUUAUGUACGAAAUUACAAGUGUCAUGCGACAUGCGCAUGUUGAUAUUGUUAGGUCAACCAAAUCGUCCAAUGAGCACUCAAAGAAAUAAAGGUCACCGGUGCCCUUUGAAUUAUAGGGCGGCUAGUACUAAAAACGAAACAUUUUCACAUUAGGCUACACACAAAUCUGACUAUAGUCAAAAUCUAAAACCAGUACGCUGUCGUCAAACGUCAGAUCAGAAUAAAUAUAGGUUUUCCCGGCUAUUUUUAUGGAUUUUUUAUUCAAAUUCACCAACUCUAUAUACGUGAUGAAAUCGAGCAAGUGAAAUUCGAAAUUCGAUACAGUAAACAGUCCAAAAACACUAAUUCUGGGAGUCAGGUUGGCAUAGCAGUACUUUGCUCGCCUUCCCACCGCUGUGACGCGGGUUUUAUUCCCGCCUGGGUCAAUAAGUUGACGUAGUUCUUAUUCCCUACUUGAUUCGGUGAGUUUUUCUCGGAAUAUUCUUUUGGGGUUUUCCUCCCGCUUCUAAAACUGUAAUUUCUUCACAUUCUCUUCUCUUUAUUGGGUCACAUGAGAGCAGUGGCGUACGCAGGAUUUUUUCAAGGGGGGUGUUUCAAAAUUGGAUGUCGUCAUUUAUGACGCUAGAAAUGAAGAUGGUAAAUUGUGUUGGCGCCAGAAAUAACAAAUAGUAUCAGUGGGCUAAACUUUACGCUUAAAUAAAAGUCAGGAGUUUGUGUUGGCGCCAGAAAUAAAAGAGGGUAUAUUUGGACGGGUUAAACUCGAAGGGCCGGGAACCCAC
Molecule: messenger RNA, 5830 nt
Organism: Patiria miniata (bat star)
Lineage: Eukaryota; Metazoa; Echinodermata; Asteroidea; Valvatida; Asterinidae
Product: polycystic kidney disease protein 1-like 2
Exons: 20
Coding region: 134-4996 (1620 amino acids)
Biological process (GO): detection of mechanical stimulus
Cellular component (GO): membrane
Molecular function (GO): calcium channel activity; protein binding; calcium ion binding
Source: RefSeq, a predicted model, not a curated record